Molecule: messenger RNA, 1497 nt
Organism: Aspergillus fischeri NRRL 181
Lineage: Eukaryota; Fungi; Ascomycota; Eurotiomycetes; Eurotiales; Aspergillaceae
Exons: 1
Coding region: 1-1497 (498 amino acids)
Source: RefSeq, a predicted model, not a curated record
AUGCUGCUCACUCUGAAACCUUCCGCUCAGAAUAGGAUCAAGGGUCCUCAUGAGUACGCAAUCGUCCGCCAAUCUAUUCCCACCCCGCGGUCUUCCCCGCCUACUGUUCCUGACGCUUCUGCUACCGGCGCUACGUCUCCGAAGCCUUCGCGCAGAGUAUUGCCUCCUCCAUCGUCAAUUAGUCUGCAACUGGACGUUGGCCGCUCCAACAUGGCGCCUAUGAGCCAAUUACCCCCCGCGCCGCCGGGAUGGAGCUCCUCGGAGGACUUACGCCAAUGGCUUCAGGCUAAAGCAGAGGAAGACCGCAGAUUGCAAGAAGAGGAAAAGACACGCCAGGAGUCUCUCCGAUUAGAGCAGCGGAAGAUCGAACAAAGCAUGCUUCGUGAUUCGCUGCAGUCGGGAGUUCCGCCUCAGAUGAUCCCGCUCAUCUUCGCCGGAAUCACUGGUGGCAGCCUUCCCCAGUCUGCUAUCGAAUUGAUACAGCAGUAUGCGUCCCAGAAUCCUGGCACACGCAGUAAUGCGCCUCCUCCCCCUUCACACCCUUCAGCUCCUCUGCACCAGCAACAGCCAUCCGCACUUGACCUACUACCGCCGCCACCCUCACUCUCCCAGCGGCAUACACCUUUGGCAAUCCCUGUAGACAUUCGGCGUGACUCGCGAGGCCUUCCAUCAACUACGUACGCGAGCCUUCCACCACACCAACAACCGAUUCCUGGGCCUGUUCUGUCUCAGCCUCUCACUACCCAUGGACGUUCUCCCACCAUUCAGUCUCUCGGACGUCCCCCCUUGUCAAGCGGUGCUGGAAAGGCCACUACCUCGUCUCUGUCUCGGAUCAACGGCGAAACACAUUUGCAGCAUGUUCCGCUCACGCUUAGUAACGCACAGUAUGCAACUGGCUCUUCACUUCCUUCGUCUCAGCCGGCGGGAGUCAAACAGGAACAUCCGCCACGGCAUUCUCCUCCAUCCUUAUACUUUCACCAUUGGGUCCCACCGGGCCAGCCCCCUCCAGCAAAGAACCAACAUGACUCCACCGUGAUAUCCAUUGCUCAGCCACAGCGCCGUUAUGAGUACCAGAGUUCUCCUGGUCGAAAAAGAAAGUCUCAGAUUCCCCAUCAGCCGGCUCCUCUUCCAUCCUCACGUCCCUCGGACGCUCCCUCCUCUUCGUUGCCGUCCUCCCGGCUUGGUUCCCCAAUCGCCAGCAAUCAACCACCAGAUUCUCGAGCCCAUCACCGCCAGCGCAGUGACGCAUCUAGCUCGCAUGAUUUGCGAAUGCAGGACCAUCGUGAGGCUAACCAAGGCAAUGACUCGUUACAUCAGAAGGCUGGCGUAUCGAGCACGAAUCAACGGUCGGGCGACUUGAGCCCUACAAAGGAUUCAAAUCGUGGAGAUAUACCAUCCGACAGCGCAGGCGUUCGGUAUCGGGCUUCCCACAUGUCUGACAAUGUCAACAAUUCCAACAAAGUCGAAGAUGCUGCUGAAGCUUCUUCUCAGUCUUAG